Messenger RNA from Peromyscus californicus insignis, 7684 nucleotides. RefSeq names its product nucleolin (gene Nucleolin). Gene Ontology annotation, molecular function: RNA binding. Gene Ontology annotation, biological process: positive regulation of mRNA splicing, via spliceosome. Gene Ontology annotation, cellular component: spliceosomal complex. The record is from RefSeq and is a predicted model, not a curated record. The coding region runs from base 130 to 2277 and encodes 715 amino acids. Lineage: Eukaryota; Metazoa; Chordata; Mammalia; Rodentia; Cricetidae. The transcript has 14 exons.
GUAGCGGGCAGUCGGUCGUACGUGCUCCAGUCUUCAGCGCCCGUCGCGGUCGUCGAGUUCGCGCGGGCUCCCCUGGGCUCCCCUGAGCUGCUCACUCCGCCACACGCGCCGUCGUCACAACCCGCCAUCAUGGUGAAACUCGCCAAGGCCGGCAAAACCCACGGUGACUCCAAGAAAAUGGCUCCUCCCCCAAAGGAAGUGGAAGAAGACAGUGAAGACGAAGAAAUGUCAGAAGAUGAAGAAGAUGACAGCAGUGGAGAAGAGGUUGUAAUCCCUCAGAAAAAAGGCAAGAAGGCUACCACAACUCCAGCAAAGAAGGUAGUUGUUUCACAAACAAAAAAGGGUGCAGUUCCCACACCAGCUAAGAAAGCUGUUGCUACCCCUGGCAAAAAGGCAGCAGCCACACCAGCCAAGAAGGCAGUAACACCAGCUAAAGCAGUUGCUACACCUGGUAAAAAGGGAGCCACACAAGCAAAAGCAUUGGUAGCAACCCCUGGUAAGAAGGGAGCUAUCACUCCAGCCAAGGGUGCUAAGAAUGGUAAGAAUGCCAAGAAGGAAGACAGUGAUGAGGAUGAAGACGACGACGAUGAUGAUGAGGAUGACAGUGAUGAAGAUGAAGAUGAUGAGGAAGAGGAUGAAUUUGAGCCACCAGUAAUGAAAGGAGUGAAACCAUCUAAAGUAGCUGCUGCUGCUCCGGCCUCAGAGGAUGAGGAUGACGAUGACGAUGAGGAAGAUGACGAUGACGAUGAAGAGGAAGACGAAGAUGACUCAGAGGAAGAAGCUAUGGAGAUCACACCUGCUAAAGGAAAGAAAGCUCCUGCAAAAGUUGUUCCUGUGAAAGCCAAGAAUGUGGCUGAAGAGGAGGAGGAGGAUGAUGAAGAGGAUGAAGACGAUGAGGAUGAUGACGAUGAUGAAGAGGAGGAGGAGGAAGAUGAGGAAGAGGAAGAAGAAGAGCCUGUUAAAGCAGCACCUGGAAAACGGAAGAAGGAAAUGACCAAACAGAAAGAAGUUCCUGAAGCCAAGAAACAGAAAGUGGAAGGCUCAGAAUCAACAACACCUUUCAAUCUCUUCAUUGGAAACCUUAAUCCAAACAAGUCUGUUGCUGAAUUAAAAGUUGCCAUUAGUGAACUUUUUGCUAAAAAUGAUCUUGCUGUUGUGGAUGUCAGAACUGGUACAAAUAGGAAAUUUGGUUAUGUGGACUUUGAGUCUGCUGAAGACCUAGAAAAGGCCUUGGAGCUCACUGGUUUAAAAGUGUUUGGCAAUGAAAUUAAACUUGAAAAACCAAAAGGAAGAGAUAGUAAGAAAGUUCGAGCUGCAAGAACACUUUUAGCAAAGAACCUUUCUUUCAACAUCACUGAGGAUGAGUUAAAAGAAGUGUUUGAAGAUGCCCUGGAGAUCAGAUUGGUUAGCCAGGAUGGGAAGAGUAAAGGGAUUGCUUAUAUUGAAUUUAAAUCUGAAGCUGAUGCAGAGAAAAACUUUGAAGAAAAGCAGGGGGCAGAGAUUGAUGGGCGAUCUGUUUCACUCUACUACACUGGGGAGAAGGGACAAAGGCAAGAAAGAGCUGGAAAGAAUAGCACUUGGAGUGGUGAAUCAAAAACUUUGGUUUUAAGUAACCUUUCCUACAGUGCAACAGAAGAAACUCUUCAGGAAGUAUUUGAGAAAGCAACUUUUAUCAAAGUGCCCCAGAACCCACAUGGCAAAUCUAAAGGGUAUGCAUUUAUAGAAUUUGCUUCAUUUGAAGAUGCUAAAGAAGCUUUAAACUCCUGUAAUAAAAUGGAAAUUGAGGGCAGAACAAUCAGGCUGGAGUUACAAGGACCCAGGGGAUCACCUAAUGCAAGAAGUCAGCCAUCCAAAACUCUGUUUGUCAAAGGUCUGUCUGAGGAUACCACUGAAGAGACAUUAAAAGAAUCAUUUGAGGGCUCUGUUCGUGCAAGAAUAGUCACUGAUCGGGAAACUGGUUCCUCUAAAGGGUUUGGUUUUGUAGACUUCAAUAGUGAGGAAGAUGCCAAAGCUGCCAAGGAGGCCAUGGAAGAUGGAGAAAUUGAUGGGAACAAAGUUACCUUGGACUGGGCCAAACCUAAGGGUGAAGGUGGCUUUGGGGGCCGAGGUGGAGGUAGAGGAGGUUUCGGAGGCCGAGGUGGUGGCAGAGGAGGAAGAGGCGGAUUUGGUGGCAGAGGCCGGGGAGGCUUUGGAGGUCGAGGAGGCUUCCGAGGUGGCAGAGGAGGAGGAGGAGGGGGAGACUUCAAGCCACAAGGAAAGAAGACGAAAUUUGAAUAGUUCCUUCCAUCCCAAUCUUUCCCGAUUCAUUUUAAAGAAAGGACUCUGGGGUUUUACACUGUUACCUGUUAAAUGACAGAGCCUUUUAAAGGACAUUUCAAAAGAUUUUUUUUCCUACAAUUAAUUUUUUUUUUUUUUUUUUUUUUUUUUUUGCGUUGGGGGUUGUAAAAGAAUGUUUAUCAUGUUUUUUGCUUCAGUGACUUUAGGACAAAUUAAAAGUCCUAAACUCUGGUGCCAGACUUAUACUUCCUAAAGCUUCCUUUUGGAAUGAUGCUUAAGAGCUCGGCAAGACCAACUCUGCUGUUCAGACAGAUUCUGACCAGUGGAAAUUCAAAGUGUGUUCCUUCUGCUUUCAAGAAUCCCAGCUGCAAAUGUGGAAAUUAGUUUGGGGGGACACAGAAGCGUCAUUAUGUUUCUGAUCUGGAAGGUUGGUUGAUUGUAGAUGCUGCAUUUGCACCUAAGAUGGGUGUGCUGGAUAGUGAUUGGUAAAGAGGAGCACAUGGAUCAGUGCUAAAACGGCAGUAAAAGUAAAGCCAUAUAAGAGCUUGUGUGGUAGGUAGUUUGAAUCCCAGCACUUGAGUUCCAGGACAGCCAGUGACCUAACAGGAAGUUUGUUCAGCUAAAGGAAAGAGGCUCCAUCAAAUAUAUUUAGAAGUAUAUGGCCCUUGACCUGUACUUUCCCCAGUGAUCCAUCAAGGAUGUGUUAUUAUACCUAUAUGACUGGCUAUGUGGUAUGACACAGGCGAUUUAGAGGUUAGAGCCUUUCCCAUUUAGAAAAAUAAUUAGGGUGGCACAGGCACUGGAUUUGUAUGGAGCAUUUUUUCUGGGGAGGGGAACCCUUGACUCUGCUAGCAUCCUAGUUAAAAAGAACAGUUAAUGUCUUGUAGCUAAAGCAGCUUAAGGGGAGGGAAUUAGAAAUGGUAGAACUGAUGGAGCUGAGGAGGAACAGGAGGCAAAGGCAGGUAAAUCUAUCCUGUACAGAGUGAGUUCCAGGAUAGCCAGGGCUAUUCAGAAACCCUUACUCGAAAAACAGAGAAAAGAACAAAAAAGGGACAGUCUGACUCUGGUGCUAGCAGGGCAGACAUAGCUGUUUUUUGUUUUUUACAGAGUAAGGAUACAGGAUCAUUACCCUGUAGUGUCAUCAAAACUGGUUUGCAAUUGGAUACCUCCCCCAUUCUUGAAUUGGAGGGACUUGUAGCCAUUUUAGAAGAGUAGUAAGCUGCCUUUAGGAAAUGGUUGACCCUCCUUUCUCUCAUUCUUCCAGCAGGUGGCAAUAUAAGUAUACAUGAAAACUGAGGGAGGAGUGUGUGAGAGGAAGUCGGGCAGAUACCAUGUUUCUCAUCUGUUUUUCACACUAGUGGUGUGGCUUGUUUCCUAUCUAAGGAUGCUAGUGACUGGAGAUUGCCAAGUCUACCAGAUUUCAGUUUACCUGCCUGAUAUUCUUGACUCUAGGCUGAGGUGGGAAGGGAAACAUCCUUGAGGUUUAGAAUUUUUCCUCAUAGGAGUAGCAUCUUUCUGUUUUUUGAGACUGGGAUUCUCUAGCUCUGGCUGUUCUGCCAUCCACCUACUUGCCUCUGCCUCCCAAGUGCUGGGAUAAAGGCAAACACCACCUUCCCUGAUGGGUUAACAUCUUUUAACAAUUCCAUAUGUGUGCGGUCAGAAAAUUACUUUACCAGUUCUUUUCACCUUGUUUUGAAGCAGUCUUGUUUCUUAUGGAUGGCAUACUCAAGGCUAGGUUGGGUUGGUUCUGGCUUUAGUAAUGUGGGGAUUAAAGAUGCAUGCCACCAGGAUUCUUGGUCAUCAGCUACCCACUGAUAGAUCUCCAAGGCCACCAUCUACUUUUGAUAUAGGCUCUCUAUAUGCCCUAGCCUGUUGUGGAACUGUUGUGGCUCAAAGUCCCAGAUCUGCCUACCUCUGGCUCAGAGUGCUGGGGUUAAAGGUGUGUGGCACUUUGCCUAACUCCAUGAUAUAUAUAUGUAUGUAUGUAUAUUUUUUAAUGUCAAAAAGAAAAGUCAGGCAGUGGUGGCACACACCUUUAAUCCCAGCAGAGGUAGGUAAAUCUUUGUAAGCCAGCCUGGUCUACAAACUGAGUUCCAUUACACAGAAACCCUGUCUCAAAAAAAAAAGGGCUUGAGGCCUCUUAUUAAUCUUUUUAAUCCUCAGUAAACCAAUUCUACAUUUAUUUUGGGAGUCUGUAGUUUUGAAUAGGGUUUUACCAUGUAACCCUGAUUAUCUUUGAAAUUGAAAUCUUGCUUCAGAUCCAACUGUUGAGAUUACAAGUGUGUACAACCAUACUCAGUCCUUAGGUUCUUAUUGAAUUCAGCCAUUAUUUUUCAAAUGUCUUUCAGUCACAUCAUUCUCUACCCCUGGAUUUAUAUGCUAAACUAAUCUGAUAACUCAUUGAGGCUAGUUUUUCCCCAUCUUUUUUUUUUUCUUUGAACAUUAAUUUGGAUACUUUCUAUUGAUCUCAUUCUUCUGCUAGGCCUUUUAGGUCUUUAUUUUAAUUUUUAAAAAGUUGGAUUUUAUGUGUAUGGGUAUUUUUGCCUGUAUGUCUCUCUCUUUUUUUUUUUUUUUGGUUUUUGGCUUUUUGAGACAGGGUUUCUCUGUAGCUUUGGAGCCUAUCCUGGAACUCACUCUGUAGACCAGGCUGGCCUCGAACUCACAGAGAUCCGCCUGCCUCUGCCUCCCGAGUGCUGGGAUUAGAGGCGUGCACCACCACCACCGCCCGGCCUGUAUGUGUCUUUAGUAGGUGCAUGCAAUGCCGCUGGAGGCCAGAAGAGGGUGGAUUCCCCAGUUUGAGAGUUAAAGACGGUUGUGAGCUAUCAUGUGGGUGCUGGGAAUCAAACUUGGGUACUCUGGACUCCUAACAGAUGAACCAUCUUUCUAGCCCCUGGAGUAUCUCUUUUCUAGGCUUUUAAUGGUUCCCAGUUGACAAAACCCCUGUUUUGUCAUUUAAUAUCUUCAUCUUUCCUGCAAAAUUCCUAAACAUCUACAGUGAUUGAAGUCCUUAUUUUUAUUUUUAUUUUUUUAUUUUUUUGGCUUUUCGAAGACAGGGUUUCUCUGUAGUUUUGGUGCCUGUCCUGGAUCUCUGUAAACCAGGCUGGCCUUGAGCUCACAGAGAUCACCUGGCUCUGCCUCACGAUUAAAGGCAUGUGCUGCCACUGCCUGGCUACUUGUGCUUUUUCAUAUGUGCGUUGGUGUUUGGCCUGCAUGUAUGUCUGUGUGAGGGAGUUAGAUCCACUGAGUUACAGACACUUGUAAGCUGCCAUGUGGAUGCUGGGAAUUGAACCCAGGUCCUCUGGAAGAGUAGCCAAUACUCUGAAGCACUGAGGCAUUCCCCUUAUUUGUAAUUAUAACAUUAGUUGUGGUUGAACACCUUUUUUAGAUUAUGGACAGUAGUUUAUUUCAUUGCAUGUCUAAACUGGACACUAACACUAAAGAGGCCAUCUCAAUUAUGCUGGCUCAGGUACAUUUUGUUUUGGCAUUUUGCCUUAGGUCUAAGCUGUGACCCUUCUAAUAUUUACCUUUCAGUGAGAAGUAUAAACUGUUGAUCAAACCCCUCCAGUUGGUAGGAACUAGCAUCAGCGCUGAAUUUUUUGUUUUGUUUUUCAAGACAAGGUUUCUCGGUGUAGCUCUUGCUGUUUUAAAAUUCAAUCUGCAAACCAGACUGGCCUUGAACUCCCGGGCUAGCUACUCUAAUCUUUAGCCAGCUCCUUAAUGUUUCAGAUACGGUUUUUCUUCUUGAGCUCAUUGUAAUCUUAGCCAGUGUGGAUAGAAAGUAGAAAUCACUUAAGUGGAAAGUAAGGGGCUCAAUGAUUGAGCACUGGCUGUUCUUGUUGCAGAGGACCCCAGUUCAAUUCCCAGCAUUCAGCUGUUACUUCAUAACAAUCUGUAACUGCAGUUCCAGGGGGUCCAAGGCCCUUUUCUACUCUCUUGGGCACUUGGUGCACAUGAUGCUUAGAAGAUGCCAGCAAAAUGCCCAUAUACAUAAAUUAAAAAUUAAGGGGAAAAAUUAAAAACAAAUUUAAAAAUUAAAAGUUGAAAGCAAUUUUUAAUGACUUAUUUUUAUUUUAUAUGCAUUGAUGUUUUAUCUGCAUGUAUGUUUGAGAGUCAAAUCCCUUAGAGCUGGAGACAGUUGUGAGCUGCCAUAUGGGUGCUGGGGAUUGAACCUCCUCUUGAUGAUUUAAAUCUGUAUUUGCAACUGAUACCAGUGAUUGGUAAUUUCAUUUAUAAACUUGACUGGAUUGAUAAAUGUCUAAGGCAUUAGUGAAAUAGUUACUUUAUAUGUUGCUGUGACAAAACUGGCCAAAGCAAUUGGAUAAAGGAUUUAUUUUGAUAAUUCAAGAGUACAGUCCAUCAUGACAGGGACGUAAAGUGGAAGGAAUUUGAAGAAAAAGAGUGAUGGAUACUUAUACUCAACUAGCUUUUCUCCUUUCCAUGCAGACAGUACUCAACCUAGGGAGUGGUGUACUUCAAUUUGAAGAGUGAAUCUACUUCAUACUUCAAUUAACCUGAUCUAGAUAAUCCCUCACAGAUAUACCUGGAAGCUCAUCUCCCAGCUGAUUCUAGAUCCAGGUCAGCUGACAACAUGGUGAGGCAUACAUUUGAGUAUAUCUGUGAGGGCAUUUUUCAGAGAAUUAGCUGAACUAGGAAGACCUAUCUUAAAUGUUGGUGCUAUUCCAAUGUACUAGGGUCCAGCCUCUGCGCUAGGGUCUUAAACUGGAGAAAAAGCCAAUAGAACGCCUUGCAUCAUCUCUGCUCUGCUCCCUGAUCCGCCCUAAUGUGAGCAAGCAGCCUUAUGCUCCAGCUGUGAGUGACUCUUGUUGCUAUGCCUUCCUUGCUGAUUCUGAAGCCAUAAGCUAAAAUAACAUCUCUUCCCUUAAGUUGCAACAAAGCCUGAACAAAGAACUCUGGUUCCCACUGAGCACCCAUGUAAGAAAUAAAAAAGGGUAGAUAAAUAGGAAGAUAAGGCCUAAGAGACCGAAAGAUGAGCUAACCUGGAGUCUGCCUGAGGGCCUAGCAAUGGGCGCUGUCACCUGAUCAGGCCUAGCCAAUGAGGGGCGACCAUGCAAUGUUUCUGGAUCAGGACACAGUCUGGUGCUAGGAGGAGGGUAUAUAAAGCUCUCCCCAUUGCUGAAUAGAGAAGUCCGCUAUUUGCCUUUUACCUGACUCUUGGUGUCUGUGCCAUUGACUCCAUGCCUUCUCACCCCCUCCCCUGAGGGGGUAAUAGGACCCAGCAACAACAGAUGACUCAAGGGAGCCCAUGGUAGAAAAGAACCAACUCCCAAAAGUUGUCCUCUGACCUCCACAUAUAUGUGUAUGCCCUCAUUUCCCCAUCUCUCACACACAUAUACACAAGUUGAAUUUAAAACACAAAUAAAUGAAUAAACUUGCUUUUAUACAUUUA